Molecule: messenger RNA, 2418 nt
Organism: Ustilaginoidea virens
Lineage: Eukaryota; Fungi; Ascomycota; Sordariomycetes; Hypocreales; Clavicipitaceae
Exons: 5
Coding region: 1-2418 (805 amino acids)
Biological process (GO): DNA-templated transcription; positive regulation of transcription from RNA polymerase II promoter by galactose
Cellular component (GO): nucleus
Molecular function (GO): DNA-binding transcription factor activity, RNA polymerase II-specific; RNA polymerase II cis-regulatory region sequence-specific DNA binding; zinc ion binding
Source: RefSeq, a predicted model, not a curated record
AUGGAGCAGAUCGAGACUCAGGCCUCGGACUUGCGCUACCUCGCCGAAGCUCCCGUUAUGCUUAGCGACACGCCCAGCGCAUCGUACGGCACACCGCGCCCUGGGGUGCAGGCCAGUCCCUCGUCUGGUUCCGCACAUGCAGGAUACGGAGACAAUUCCGCUGCUGCUGCCUCUGGUGGCCACGGUGCUGCAGGCUCAGCAGCCAAUACCAGAGCCAGUGCCAGUGCCAGUGCCGGCAAGAGGAAGUCGUUUGAUGAUGGGGAGGGAGCGGAGGGAGCCUCUGCCCAGAAGCAGACGCGGAGCAAGAGAAACCGGUACAUUUCCAUAGCUUGCAACGAAUGCAAACGAAGGAAAAUCAAGUGCAAUGGCGAAACCCCCUGCCAGCGCUGCGGCAACCUCAACCUGGCGUGUCUGUACGCUCCCAACUGCUGCUCGAGCAGCUUCAAGGACUCGGACGAGUUCAGAACCCUCGCCAGCCAGCUGGCCCGGCUUCGCGAGGAGGUCGAUGGUCUGAGCCAAGCCGUCAAAACCAUGCAGUCGGCAGAUCCUGGCCGUCUUGCUCCUCUGGCCACCGACCGCGCGCCCAGUAGUGGCGGGCUGCUUCUGAGCCUCGAGCCGUCGCCCGCCCCGACGUACGCGCCGCCGGCACCUCUCGCGCGGCCCGGGCCCGGGCCCUUCCGCGGCUCGACGAGCUUGGCCUUCAGCCUGGAUGUGGCAAACAACACCAUCGCAAACAUGGGGUACAGCGAGAUGGAGGAGUCGGACGACCAGGAUCCGCAGGGCGGCAGCGAUACUGCCCCCAGAACGAUGCUGGGCCCCGGCUUUGACCCCCUGCUCGGCUUUGACAAGGACGAGAUGGUCCGUCUGUGCGAGCUCUACGAAGACGAGUUGGGCAUCAUGUAUCCCGUCGUCAAUAUCCACACCGUCAUUGCCCACGCCAGGAGCAUUGCCCCGUUCCUGGACUCGAUCCGGAACCACGAACGGCCCCCCGAGGGCCUCAACAACGACAACAAGACGCUCCAGCUGAAGAUGGUCAUGUGCUCCGCCCAGGUUGUCGAGUCGCAUGGGCACAGCGAAAGGGCCGUCGAGCUUUACGAGAGCAUGGAGACGGUCGUCAACCGGAAGCUCAUGUCCGACGCCAGCGAGGUGGCCAAUCUGCCGCUUCUGUGUCUCCUAGCCGGCUAUCGUUUCGUCUCCAACGAGGAGGUGCUCGCGUGGAGGGUCAUGGGUCAGGUCAUGAGGCUCUGUCUGGAGCUCGGUCUUCACCAAAAGAGCGGGUUGACGAGCAUACCGGACGAGUCGGAGAGGAGGGACGCCAUCAACAGCUUUUGGUCGGCCUACGUUCUGGAUCGGCGGUGGGCUUUCGGCACCGGGCUUCCUUUUGCCGUGCACGACGACGAGAUUGACCCGAACCUACCUUUGCCAGCAGAAUUUCCUGUACUAGUGUCCAUGAUUACAUACUCUCGCAUCAGCGCAAAGGUCUGGCGCCACCUAUCGCAUUUCGGCCCGGUUCUGGCACGCGAGGUGCGGCAAGAGGAAAUUGAAACGCUGGAUCGGGAAAUCCUCCAAUGGUACGAGACGAUCCCGGAGGAAGUCAAAUUACGGAGCUGGGACAAGGAAAAACAAAUCGCCUCGAUGCCGUCGUACAAUUUGCAACGUCUCUCGAUCUGGGCCUAUCUGAGGCUGAAUCAAAUCCGCAUAUGGUUAUACACCCCGAUUCUGCACAGCGCCACAAGCAUCAUGCAGCACCCGGCCAAGGCGCAAACAGCCGUCGAUCUCUCCAGUGACACGAUCCAGUUCCUCAGCCACCUCAACAGCGCGGACGAUCUGUACCGACGCACCCAAGUCUUGUACAACCAUUUUCUCGCGUCAGCCAUCUCCGUGGUGUUUCUGGCCUCGGUCCACGCACCCGUCCGGUUCAGCGCCGUCUGCAGGAAGGAAUUCUACCUCGCCCUCGGCCUGGUCAAGAACCUCUCGGCCAAGAGCUGGGUGUCCAAGAGGCUCUGGCGGACCAUCAAGUCUCUCAAGAAUAUCGCCCCGCGCUUCGGCCUGGACCCCGACGACGACGCCCACUCGAGCGCCGCGCUGGGCAUGAUGGGCCUGGCCAGGGGCCACGCAGACGGCAUGCCCGCCGCCCAGCCCCCGUUCUCCCUCGCGGGCAUGUCUGCGAGCCAGCAGAACCAGAGCCAAGAUCAGCAUAAGAGCCACCACCCGGCCGGACCGCAGCAGGAGGACCAGAACGGCAGGAGGAUCCAGGGCGAGCUGUCGCGCAUAUACGAGGGCUACGUCGGCCUGAACGGCUUCCAGUUUGGAGGCGCGAAAAUGCCCCCUCCUCCGCAUGCCGACCUUGGCGUCGAGGCUGCAGGCUUGUGUGCGCCCGACGGGACGGUAUUUCUCCACCUGAGGGAAAUGUUUUGA